Paramuricea clavata is the source of this 8407-nucleotide messenger RNA. The record is from the annotation of a GenBank genome assembly. NCBI's taxonomy places the organism in Eukaryota, Metazoa, Cnidaria, Anthozoa, Malacalcyonacea, Plexauridae.
AAUUAUUUGAUUUUCAUCACUUUGCUGAUGAUUCCAAUUUAUUCUAUGAAAACGAAGAUCUAUUAGAUCUGGAAUCGAAUAUUAAUCAAGAGUUGGUCAAUAUCAAUGUCUGGCUGUGUGCUAACAAGUUGUCCUUUAACAUCGAAAAAUCAAAUUUUGUUAUUUUUCAUCCUCAUCAAAAGAAAAUUGAAAUAGAUGCAUGUAAGUCUUAGUAUUAAUGGCAGAUAUCUCAAAAAAGUUGAUUAUAUAAAAUAUCUAGGAGUUUUUAUUGAUUCCCACCUAUCCUGGAAAUAUCAGGUGGAUCAUAUUGCAAAAAAGAUGAAAAGAGGAAUUGGCAUUCUUUCUAAACUUAGACAUUUUCUAAAUAUUAAGAUUUUAGUUAAUCUGUAUUAAGCAAUAACAUACCCAUUUUUGAUCUAUGCAUUGAUAAUUUGGGGUAACACAUAUUCAACCACACUUAAACUGCUUAUUAUACUUCAAAAGAAAGCCAUGCGUGUUAUCACCUUUUCUCGCUUUGAUGAACACUCAAGUCCUCUUUUUAAGCGCCUCCAAAUCUUAAGGUUCACCCAUCUCAUUACAUUACGUAUGACCAUGUUUAUGUACAAAUAUCAUCGACAACUUUUGCCCUCGAGUUUAAAUGAUCUCUUUACUCCUGUCUAUCAAAUACAUUCAUAUAAUACUAGACUUCCAUCAAAUCUUUGUUUUUCUUUGCCGAAAAUAAGAACAAAUUUUGGAUUAUUUAAUAUUAAAUAUCAGGGAGUGAAAGCAUGGAAUCUGCUGAGUGAAGCUGAUAAACAGAUGACAUUUUUACAACUUAAGAGAAAAAUUAAAGCUGCUUUUAUUAAUCAGUAUUAAUUUUUUCUUUAUUGCUAAAAAUGAUUGUCUUUUCUUUACAUUUCUCAUUUUUUUUAUGCUUUAAAAAAUCGUAAUUAUUGUAAGAUCAAUCUUACAAUUAUUGAUUAAUUGUGCUACUUGGCCCCCAGUCUUUUAGCCUUAUGGUUAUUUUGGGGUGUCAGCUCCUUUAUUUUAAUUAAAUAAAUAAGUAACAUUAAUAGUAAAAAAGGAAUAAUGUAAAACAAAAAAUGUAAUUGUGUGAUUAUUACGGAGCAAUAAAUUGUCUUGUCUUGAAUACUCACAUUUUUGAAUAGCAUUAUUAUUCUUAUACUUAUAUAAUUAUGUAUAUAUAUAUAUAUAUAUAUAUAUAUAUAUAUAUAUAUAUAUAUAUAUAUAUAUAUAUAUAUAUAUAUAUAUUUCUUACUGUAUGUAAUAUCUUACUAUAUACUAUAUCUUUGUAAUUUUAUUAUUGUACACGCCUCUUGUGGAAAUAAGCCUAGGUUGACAAUGGUUAGCGUGUUUAAAUAAAAGUUUAAAUAAUAAGUUUAGUCUAAUCCUCAGAUAUGGGAUACUACGUGGAAUCCUUACAUGUGCAAUGUAGGUUUACCCCCCACCCCCUAAAGUCAAACCAUGGAGCACGAAUUUCAGGGAAAAUAGACACUAACAUUGAGAUUGUUAAGGCUCUGAAGCCAGUGGUUGCCACACCAAAGAUAGAAUAUAUGCACUUUGAUGGAAUCCUAUCAAGUUCCCCUCAUUUAUGCACAAUUUUGAGACAUGUCUUGAAAGAAACAAUGACAGUGACGAAUCAAAGUUGCAACUACUGAUUCAGCAUUGCCAUGGUACGGCAAAGGAAGCCAUUGAAACCUGUGUCAAUUUGCCUGCAGAUGAAGGAUAUUGUGUUGCUAAGAAGACCCUGACUGAGAACUUUGGUAAGCCACAUAUAAUUGCUAGGGCCCACAUUAAGCAGUUAGUCAAUCUACCCAGCAUGAAGAAAUGUGAUGGUCCUUCAUUGCUUGAGUUUGCACGGCACCUUGAGUCCACUAAUCGGACACUUAAGGGAAUGGGUCCAGAAUAUGUCAGUGACUUGGAUCAUGUGAACACCUUGAAGGAGUUAAAUAGAAAUCUUCCAAUGUUCAUGAAAGCAAGAUGGACUGAGGAAGCUGGAAAGAUAAAUGAGCGUAAUUCCACACCACGAUUUGAAGAUUUUCUUAAUUUUAUCAAGAAGAAAGCUGCUUUGAUGAACAAUGAAUUUGGAGAUGACCUCACCUCUGGUGAUAGUAAGGACAUGGCUAAGGAGAAAUGGAGAAAUAAUGAGAAAGGUGGGCGCUUUAACAAAGGGAACAUUGCGUUAAUGGAAGGAAUGAAAAGGGAUGGGAAUGGGAAAUUGAAUUCGAGGGUUUCACGAAGAAAUUGCUCCAUGUGUUCUGGCCCGCAUGGCAUAUGGCAAUGUGAAACAUUUCGAUUGCUCUCAUUGACGGAGCGCAAGAAGGUUGUCACAGAGAAGUCACUCUGUUUUAAGUGCCUUGCAGUUGGUCAUUAUGCUCGGAUGUGUCUAAAGAAACACUUUCGAUGCCAAUCCACUGGUUGCGGAAAGGAACACCAUACAUUGUUACAUCCAGUUGAUGUGAUGGAAGUAGAAAAGAAAGAAAAGGACAUACCACAAAAGUCAGCAGGAGCUGGGCAACAACCAUCCCAUGGUGAAAUUAGCGGUGAAGAUAAGGUGAUUGCUGGAACUGGGACCGGUGAAUCUCGCGUAUGUCUGGGAGUGAUAGCAGUAAAGGUUCGAGCAAAGAAUGGAGACAGUUAUGUAGAGACAUAUGCACUACUAGACAGUGGUUCGGAGGUAACACUCUGUCAGGAAGAGCUGACUAAGAAGUUGCAAUUCUAUGGUAAGAAGAUGAACUUUACUCUAUCAGGAAUGACCGGCUCACAGAAAGUAGAAAGUCAACUUGUAGACAUUGCAGUGGAAUCUAUGGAUGGGACAACAGUAGUUGAACUUGAAAAUGUUCGAACAGUCAAGGAUAUCCCUAUAUCAAAGGAUUGUAUCCCAAGAAAGCAAGAUCUAAGGAAAUGGCCUCACCUUCAGAACAUUGACCUUAGCGAAGCUCAGCGCGACAAAGUUAUUCUGAUAAUUGGAUUGAAGGAGAUCCCACAAUUAUUCUUACCGCUCGAGUACAAGGUUGGUGAAACGAGUGAGCCAAUAGCAGUUCGUUACAGUCUCGGUUGGACGAUUAUGGGAUCAGUUGGGAUCGAAAAGGGGAGCUCGAAAUAUUCUGUUAAUCUUCUUCAAACGAGUACAUCGAACGAAACAAGUUUCUUUAAUCAAAUCAGGGAAUAUGAAAACGAUGAAUUAAAGACAGCAUACCCAGUGAACGAAGAACGGUUAGAUGAUGCGAAGUGUUUGAGCUCUUCUCAACAAAGUGAUAUUUAUAACUCUCAGUCGGUCGUGAACACACCAGUGCGAGACAGAGUAGAAGAAGGCGAGUUUGAAGAGAAUACCCUUAGACAGCAAAUUGAAGGUUUUUGGAAGACUGAUUUUGGGGACAAUGUAGUCGAUACCAGACCUGGUCCAUCGGUAGAAGAUAAAAGAGCGUUAGAGAUGAUGGAAGAUUCGAUCCAGAAAGUUAAUGGUCAUUAUCAAGUUUCAUUACCGUGGAAAUCAUAUCCACCUGAUCUACCAAAUAAUCGAGCCCUCGCCGUACGAAGGUGCGAACUGCUGAGGCGACGACUGUUAAAAGAUGGAGAUCUGUUGUUGAAAUACAAAUUCACCAUGUCUGAAUACAUCAAGAAAGGACAUGCUGAAAGAGUUCCAGAUGAAGAGCUAAACCGGACUGAUAAACCUGUAUGGUAUCUCCCACACCAUUCUGUGGUGCAUCACUUAAAGCCACAUAAAGUGAGAGUUGUUUAUGACUGUGCAGCCAAGUAUAAACAGACAUCUCUAAACCAACAGCUAUUGCAAGGCCCAGACGAAGCGAAUCGUCUGGUUGGGGUAUUAAGUCGUUUUCGGAAAGAAUCCGUCGGAAUUGUAGCAGACAUCGAAUCGAUGUUUCAUCAAGUAAUCGUUGAUCCAAGAGACCGUGAUGUUCUAAGGUUCUUGUGGUGGCCGGACGGUGAUCUAACCAAACAACUGGUUGAAUAUCGGAUGACGAAACACGUUUUUGGAGCGAAAUCUUCCCCCAGUAUUGCCGAUUUCUGCCUGAAGAAAACAGCAGAUCUGGAGAAAGAUGGUAUAGAACCUGAAGCGGUAGAGACAGUUAAGAAGAACAUGUACGUAGACGAUCUAAUGAAGUCAACGAGUACAACCCAGAAAGCUGUUAACUUAGUAGAUCAACUCCGUGAAUUAUUAGCCAGAGGUGGAUUUCGCUUAACAAAAUGAUGCAGUAACGACCGAGAAGUCUUAGCAGCUAUCCCAGAGAGUGAACGAGCUAAAUCAGUCGCUAAUUUGGAGAUAGAACAUUUGCCUACAGAAAGAACCCUCGGGGUUAAGUGGAAUGUGGAAGAAGAUAAAUUCGUUUGGGAGAUUUCACAAGAAAGAUUCACAGUGGUUAGCAAUAAGCCGAAGACUCGUCGAGGAAUAUUGUCCGUAAUCUACUCAAUGUUUGACCCCCUUGGAUUUAUAGCUCCAUUCACAAUGAAGGCUAAACUGCUGCUCCAGAUGCUAAGUCGGAUGAAAAUUGGAUGGGACGAUCAAAUUGGAGAAACAGAAAGAACGCAGUGGAUACGAUGGCUCGAAGAUUUACCUAAACUCGCAGAGCUACAAGUCGACCGUUGUUUUAAACCUGACACGCUCGGUGACAUAAAAUCCGUAGAACUGCAUCUGUUUUCUGACGCAUCGCGUGUAGGAUACUCAGCCGUAGCAUAUCUUCGCCUGGUAGACGUCAAUGGCUGUAUUCAUUGUGCGUUCGUUAUGGGAAAGGCACGAUUGGCGCCAAUCCGGAAAAUCUCUAUACCAAGAUUAGAACUCAACGCUGCUGUUGUCUCGGUGAAACUUACAGUUCUGAUACAAGAGGAAUUAGACAUGGAAAUUCAACGAGUUUAUUAUUGGACUGACUCUACUUCAGUGCUAAAGUGUAUUGUUAACGAAUCCAAGAGAUUUCACACAUUCGAAUCCAAUCGGUUAACUAUCAUACACAGUGAAUCAUCACCAAAUGAAUGGAGGUAUGUUAACACGGAUGCAAAUCCAGCUGAUGGCGGUUCUAAAGGCAUGAAGUUGGAAAAUUUAAUGAAGAAUAAUCGGUGGAUAACGGGUCCACAGUUCCUAUGACAAGAAGCAAGUUCCUGGCCGGCUAUGAUUGAAGUCCCAAAGUUAAAGGACGAUGAUCCCGAAGUAAGGAAGAAGAUCCAAGUCUACACCCCUGCUAGUGAUGAAAACCCGUUGGAUAAAUUGAUACAGUAUCACUCGUCUUGGUGGAAGUUGAAAAGAUCAGUCGCGUGGUUAUUGCGAUAUAGACGGUGGCUGUUUGAAAAGUCAAAGGAAACGAACAAGCAUCUUACUGUGGGCGAGAUCCAGAACGCCGAAAGAGAAAUUUUACGUCUUGUCCAAAGGGUUUCCUUUCCUGAAAUCUUGAGAAUUUUGAAUGACAAGAAUCUUGCUGCGAACGGAGCAGUAAUGAAGAAAUCCAUUCGAAAGGGUGGACAUUCGAUUUAUCGUUUAAAUCCACACUUAAAGAUGGUGUAAUGAUCGUUGGUGGUCGUUUGAGGAAUGCUCCUGUUGACGAAAAUGUGAAACACCUUGUAUUCUUACCGAAUAAGAAUCACGUCAUGGACAUUAUAGUACAAAGCUACCAUAUGCAUGAAGAUAUUGGCCACAUGGGGCAAGAGACGGUGCUCGUGAAUUUGAGGAGGAAAUUCUGGAUUGUCAAGGGAAGAUCAGCCGUAAGACGUAUGUUGAGAAAGUGUCUUGAGUGUAUGAGAAAGAAUGUUCCUCCUGGAGAGCAGUUCAUGGGAAAUCUUCCUCGAGACAGAAUAUAUCGCCAAAUAAGCCACCAUUUACAAACGUUGGCAUCGAUUAUUUUGGCCCGUUCGAGGUAAAACAAGGUCGUUCUCGCGUGAAAAGAUAUGGUUGUGUAUUUACCUGUCUAGCUGUUCGUGCCAUACACGUUGAAAUCGCACAUUCCUUAUACACGGACUCGAUGAUUAACGCUUUGAGGCGAUUCAUUUGCAUUCGAGGAUGCCCCGAAAGAAUUCACGCCUGGCAUUUUUGCACGCGAAAAUUGCACAUUAAAAUGUGUCAAUUUUUUUCGUUGCCGCGCGACAAUUUUGGGAGCUUGGUAGCGAAUUUCAUAAUUGCAAAAUUCCUCAAAUUCCGUGAGCGCGUGCUUGUGCGCGUUUUCCUUGAGGGUUAUUUAAGAGUCAAUGUCAGUAAAAAUCGAACAUAUGAGAUAUUUCGCGGCCACGUCUGAAAAAUCGAUUUUGCUCAAAUUUUGCCCAGAUAUACCUUAUUAUAUCGGAAAAUGCACCAUAUAAUUUUUAAGGUCAAAUGCUUUUUUAACUUUGAGAAAAUGCCGUUUUAACACGACCACCAUAAAUCGCCAUUUUGUUUGGGAAAAUAUGCACUGAUUUUACCGACAAAUUUCACGACGACAACCGUUUCUAAUCGAUAUAAAACCCUAAAAAUCUUGUUUUCGGUUAUUCAAAGGACCGGGUACGUGACUUAGAGGAAAUCUAAGUUACUUUUAGGAAUAGAAAUAAUCAUAGUUUUGGAGCACACUAUCUUACUUCAUUUACGAUACCCUCUUAACAAAACCGAUUUUCACCAUGGGAUAAAGCACCAAAUCGAUCAUGCUUCUACUUGUUCGCUCUUUAAUAAACAAGCUUUCAAUUGACGCAAAUAUAUCUUUGGGCAAAUGAAUACGCGAUAAACGACAGCGCGUUGAAAUCAUCCGUUUUUGAAGUCUUGCAAGUCAAACGCUGUCAAUUUACAUACCGUCGAAGUAAACAAUUUAAUCAAGUAUUCUAAGUAUUUUACCUUUUGAGAAGAUCUAUUACAAACAUACAUACUUUACUUUAUUGUGUUCCCUAAAUAGGGAUUUUCAACACUGAUUUACAAAAAAUAAAUGUUGUUCUAUUUACAAGUUUUAGAAUUUAUAAUUUAAAUUAAGGUAAAAAGGUAAGACAUUUGUAUAAAGUUUAACAAGGUAAAAUUAUCUACUUAUAUAUUUGUUCUAGCAUGCUUCGCUUCAGUUCGUUUUUGAAAGUUUUUAGGGAGUCUAACUUUUUGAACUUUAUGUCCAAAUCAUUCCAGAGUGUAACGCCUCUAUAAUGAAAGGACCUUUGACCUGCAGAAGUUUUGUACAAUGGUAUUUGCAGUGAGUCAUGGCUACGUGUAUCUCGUUGAUGAAUGUCAGAACGUUUUGUGAAUAAAUCGCUCAAAUAAUGUGGAGCAAGUUCAUUGACACAUUUGUACAUCAUAAUAGCCUCUCUUAGUAGUAAUUGUUCCUUUACUGGGAGCCAGUUAAGUUCACGUAAGCCCGGCGAAAUAUGGUCGAACUUUCCAAUAUUUGUUAUUAUCCUGCAUGCAAAAUUUUGUACCAACUGUAGUUUCUUAAUGUUGGUAGACGAAGUGUUUGACCAAACCGUUGAACAAUAGAACAUUUUGUUCAUUACAAGUGCCGAGACGAUGAGAGUUAAAGCUUCUUUAUCGAAACAUUUUUUGACUCGGUUUAUUUGGCACAGGGAAUUCAUACAUGAGGAAACCAGGUUGGUGAUGUGCUGGUCAUAUGUCAAAUAAGAGUCGAUUGUCAUUCCUAGAUCUUUGGCAAAGGAGACGGGGGUAAUAGUCUCGUUGAGGAAGUUUAUGGUCAUAUCUACGGGAAGUUGUUGUAGGUUUUGCCGUGUGCCAAACAGCAUGUAUUUGGUCUUUCCCGGGUUAAUAAGCAAUUCAUUUUCGGAACAACUGUUUGCAAUCAAAUACAAGUCUUCCUCAAGUUGUUGCUUUAAACAGUCCACGUUAGACACAGUGAAAGAUAGUAAUAUCUUGGAGUCGUCCACGUACGAUUCAAGUUUACUAUGGUGGACUGAUGAGGGCAAAUCGUUAGUAUAAAUACUAAAAAGUAAAGGUGAUAAAAUUGCACCCUGUGGUACACCAUAAGAAACAGGGAGAGGAGUAGACACAGUUGAUCCAAUUCUGACUGAUUGAGUUCUUCCGGUCAAGUAACUCUCAAACCAUUUUACAACGCUUGGAGAAGUCCCGACGUUGCUAAGUUUUGUAAGGAGAAAAGUAUGAUUUACACUGUCGAAAGCUUUAGAUAGAUCUAUUAGAAUCAGUGCAGUAACCAAUUUCCCAUCCAUGGCCUUUAGGAUAGUAUCUCCGGUCAAAAGAUUCAAUGUUUCGCAUGAGUGAUGUUUCUUGUUCCCGCUCUGGUGGGUUGACAAUUUUUUGUUCUUCAUUAGAUACGAACCAAAUUGAUUCAAGGCGACUUUUUCACAAAUUUUCGAAAGAAAGGUAAGGAGAGAAAGUGGGCGGUUAUUUGAUGCUUCCUCGUGGUUUCCAUCCUUUAACAAAGGGAUAACUUCUGCCUCUUUCCAUGCUAUAGGUAACGAAGAUGACGACAGUGAGCAAUUAAUGAUAUCG